UUCCUGUUCCUCUACUGCCCCCAUGAUUCCCACCUCUGUCCUCCCGCUUCCAGUCAGGUCACUGGCAGGCCUCAAAAUGUUCACUGAGCUGGAAGAGCUGGUCGUCGACAACAAUCUGCUUGGAAAUGACCUCCAGUUGCCCAGGUUACCCAACCUCCACACCCUGACACUCAAUAAGAACCAACUGACUGAUAUCGAGGCCCUGCUGGAACACUUGGCUGAUGUGACCCCGUCACUCGAGUACCUAAGCCUGCUGGGAAACGAGGCUUGCCCCAACCAGCUGGUCAGCCCGGAUAAGGACGAGGACGACUACCAGAGAUACAGGUACUUUGUUCUGUACAAGUUGCCCCAGCUGAAGUUUCUGGACACCAGGAAAGUAACCGGAAAAGAAGUGAUAGAGGCGCAGGCGAGAGGAGCGUUCAUGAAAGUGGUCAAACCCAAGUCAGAAGCUCCACUUAAUGAGGCUGGAUCUGAAAGUCACCCACUGCCCUAUACCCCUCUACCCCGAGGACCCACAGAUGCCAGGACCCAUAAAGGUAAGAAAAAAUGGAAAGACCUUUGGUCUGUAUAACCUUUUCAGUCAGGUGAAUUCUGUGUACAUCUGUACAGAUAUUCUUCAAAUAAACAAGAAGCAGCAUUAAAUAUUAGAAUGCAUUCAGAACCUAGGCCCAUGGAUUAUGUAAAUAUGAGUCGUAACCCUACCGACUGCAGAGAGUGGGAAUCUAUUGAACUUGAGUCGAAGUUAUGUUAUCCUUCUUAUUGAUCCCAUCUCAUCUGUGUGAUGUGUUGAUAGUGGGAAUAAAUCUGAGUAAUCUAGGUUAACUCUGAUCUGAACGUAUGCGUGGGAGCACACAGUACAUAUACAAGAUGAAGCAUCCUUGAUGUGUUGUUACAAGACAUUGAUUGGGCCUCACAUUGACCCAGUGUAGUCAGUUGGUGUAAUUAUGGAGCAACUUCUUAACAUCAAAUGCUGCACUCUCAGAACAAUGCAUCACAUUCAUUAAAGGAAAUUAAAUGUUAUAAAUUAACAGUGAAGGUCACUUACUGCAUUUGUAGCAGAUUCUCAGCUCAGAUUUUAGUUAAAAAAAAGUCGUGAAGCUGAAUUCUAUCAGAAAACUGUUCCCACAUGUCAAAAUUAACAAUAAAAUAAAAUGAAUUUGUCUUCAUUUAAGAUGAUUUGCUUCAUGCUAAACGUGGAUAUUUAGAUUUGAAUC
This is a messenger RNA of Stegastes partitus (bicolor damselfish), 1214 nucleotides long. RefSeq names its product leucine rich melanocyte differentiation associated (gene lrmda). Lineage: Eukaryota; Metazoa; Chordata; Actinopteri; Pomacentridae. Gene Ontology annotation, molecular function: protein binding. The record is from RefSeq and is a predicted model, not a curated record. The coding region runs from base 23 to 571 and encodes 182 amino acids. The transcript has 5 exons. Gene Ontology annotation, biological process: melanocyte differentiation.